Molecule: messenger RNA, 10365 nt
Organism: Gigantopelta aegis
Lineage: Eukaryota; Metazoa; Mollusca; Gastropoda; Neomphalida; Peltospiridae
Product: segment polarity protein dishevelled homolog DVL-3-like
Exons: 18
Coding region: 72-2357 (761 amino acids)
Biological process (GO): intracellular signal transduction; canonical Wnt signaling pathway
Cellular component (GO): cytosol
Molecular function (GO): frizzled binding
Source: RefSeq, a predicted model, not a curated record
UUAGACGCCAUUUUUGUGUUAGCGAAAGAGGGAUUCCCAAAGAUUGUAUCUACUGUAUCACAUCCUCCGGGAUGGGGGAGACAAAAAUCAUCUAUCACAUAGAUGAUGAAGACACUCCGUACCUUAUUAAACUGCCAGUGCCCGCUGAUCGGGUAACACUGGGCGACUUUAAGAAUGCCUUGAACAGGCCGAAUUUCAAAUUCUUUUUUAAGUCUAUGGACGAUGACUUUGGAGUUGUAAAAGAAGAAAUAAUUGACGAUGAAGCUCAUUUGCCAUGCUUUAAUGGGAGAGUGGUUUCUUGGCUGGUUCCAGCCGACAACAGUGCUUCAGACACGCAGUCGCAGUGCACAGACUCGCAGGCCGGGGACGUAGUGCAGCUUCCGUCUGAGCGUGUCGGCGGCAUCGGCGACAGUCGGCCUCCUUCCUUUCAUGCAAAUGCAUCUGUAGUCAGUAGAGAUGAAGCUUGUGACACGUGCACAGAAGCCGAUUCUGUCCUUGGUGCUAGACGAGACCGCCACACGCAAAGUCGCGUGUCUCACCACACAAACCCUAGUCAAAUGCGAGACCGGCAUAAUAAUGGUCCAAGAAUUAAUGGUCAUGCGAAACAUGACCGGCACAGGGACCUGCGGGUUCAGGGUCCAAACACGUACGAAACGUCCACAAUGGUGUCCAGUGACCUCGAGUCAACCAGCUUCUUUGACUCGGAAGAUGACAGUCGAUUUUCCACGGUAACAGACACCACAAGCAUGUCUUCUAAAUAUCACGGUCGUCAUCGAAGACGGAGAAGACGGCACCGGCCACCCCCAAUUAGUAGAGCAUCUUCUUUUAGCAGUAUAACAGAUUCUACGAUGUCUCUUAAUAUUAUUACAGUGACCUUAAAUAUGGAUACUGUGAACUUUCUAGGAAUCAGUAUUGUCGGCCAGAGCAACAAAGGCGGUGAUGGUGGUAUUUAUGUCGGGUCUAUAAUGAAAGGUGGGGCUGUUGCCCAGGACGGCCGGGUGGAGCCGGGAGACAUGAUUCUGGAGGUGAAUGGUAUCAGCUUUGAAAACAUGAGUAAUGAUGACGCGGUGCGCACAUUACGAGAGGCAGUCCAAAAGCCAGGUCCAAUCACGCUAGUAGUUGCAAAGUGCUGGGACCCCAACCCAAAAGGUUAUUUUACAGUUCCGAGACAGGAGCCGGUGCGACCCAUAGACCCGUCAGCAUGGGUGGCACACACGACGGCCAUGCGGGAACACUACAUGGGCCGCGGCGGCCCCAGCAUCGGAACGUCGCUCACCAACAUGACGUCCACCAGCUCCUCUUUAACUAGUUCUAUACCAGAGUCAGAACGAUUUGACGACCUAAAUCUUACUGUCAACACAGACAUGGUGACGGUUGUCAAGGCGAUGGCUCAGCCAGAUUCGGGAUUGGAAAUCCGGGACCGAAUGUGGUUAAAAAUUACAAUACCAAAUGCUUUUAUAGGUUCAGAUUUAGUAGACUGGUUAUUCACACAUGUGGACGGGUUUACUGAUCGGAGGGACGCGAGAAAAUAUGCAUGCAAUCUUUUAAAAGUGGGCUACAUCCGCCACACAGUCAAUAAACUCACAUUUUCAGAACAGUGCUACUACGUCUUCGGCGAUCUUGGUGGAAAUGGUCCUCCCCAAUAUCCAGAUCUAACAUCAUUAAGCCUCGAAGACGUGGAUUCGGUAUCGGAGGCGGACCGGGAUACGUUGGCACCACUGCCGCCCCCUACCUGGAACAACCAGUACCCUUACAGCAGUCUGAACUACCUGCCCCAGCAUCUCAACUACAUACCCCCUUACAAUUAUACCAGUACGGACAAUGCUAGUUUUGUGGGAUCGUUCGUGGACGGUGCCCCGGUGCCGACACCGAUGCCGAUGCCAGCGUCGUCUGGUAUCGGGGGCGGUAACGGCAGUGCUGGGAGUACGCACAGUGCUUCAGUAGCUGUGAAAGACUGUACAUGUUUAGUUAGCACAUACAAUCACUUGCGAAAGCUUUGGGAAAAUAAGGACAAACAAAAUACCCUGCAGAAUGUUGGUCACCACGGUGACCCAGCCAAGUCCCUCCUGCAUGCUGGGAAGGAACAAGCAUGUUUACGGAACUCAUCGAGUAGUCUUGGAAGUAGUGCGUCAGGUGGCAGUAAGAAGGAGAAGGACAAGCUGGACCGCAAGUCUUCGAGUCCUAUGGGCAGCGGUGGCAGCGACACCGACUCGGCAAGCAUCGCCAGUGCGAGACGAGUGCCCCCUGGUGUCCACCCGCUCGGACAGAUGCCCGCAGACCUUAGCGGCAGUAGACAGUCGUUCAGAAUGGCCAUGGGCAACCCUUCGCUGCUUGAGAUGGAUGAUAUACCACAAUAAGCCUGUCUCGGAACGGAUCGCCCGCCCGCCCGCCUGUCCGCCUGCCCGCCUGCCCUCUGGCCUGUGUUAGCUUCCCACCCUCAUCUAACAACGCUAAUUCUUGCCACUGUAGAAUCGCUUGACUCCUGUGUGAUCACCUUCACUUCUCACGCCAACCAACCAACCGACCAACCAACCAAAAUAAUCCUGUCUAUGCCUUCUCCUUUUUCAAGCCUCAAGCCUCUUUUUCAAGUCUCUAGCCUCUGUUUCAAGUCUGAAGCCUCUCUUUCAAACUUGAAGCCUCUCUUUCAAGUCUCUAGCCUCUCUUUCAAACCUGAAGCCUCUCUCUCAAUCACAAGCCUCUCUUUCAAGUCUGCCUCUCUCUGGACUUCUUCACAAAACCUCCCCCUCCCCCAAAAGGGUUCUCGGGGCAAUGCCACACGAUGCGAGUGUUUCGUACGAGACUAGUCACAAGAAUAGCCGAUUGUGAUAGGACAACAUUACGAUUUCGUCGCUCACUAUGCAAUUGGUUAUUCUCGUACGUGGCACUCGUAUUGUGUGGUUUUGCCUUUAUAUAAUCCACACUGCAACAAACAAACAAAACGAGAUUGUAGACGUCGUCUUCUUCGGCAAUAGGUUUUGCCGGUGGAUCUAGACAUCUGUGAUAUUUUUUUCCUACAGUCUGGAUUCAAGAAGAAAAGUGUAUACAGAUUUUAUUUUUUAAACAAAGCUCGUAGAUAGAUAUUGUGUAAAAAAAAGAAAAGAAAAAAAAAAGGAAAAAAAAAAAGGAAAAAAAAAAAGAGUUUAAAAAUUCUGAUGCUAUUGUGAUCAGAUGCAAGUAGUUGCAAUGCUGUUUUGCUGAAUGACUGGUUGUUGCAUAUAUGGGAGUAAAUAUAUUAAAAUGGCCUUUUUAUUAUUAUUUUUAUUUUUAUGUAUACUCUUUCAGUUGAUCAGUAUUUUUUAAAAUGUAUAUUGGCAAGUCAUCUGCUUGUUCUGAUGCCUAUUUGGAUGUGUUAGUUACUCUUAAUGGUCUUUAAACAACUCUCUGCUGUCACCAUUUUGUUUUUCCUGAUUGGUGUGCAUUUCCUGAUUUCAUUUCAAUUCCUCAGGGCUCACUCUUGACUUGGGACUUCACCCAUUUUGCAGAAUGUUUAGAUUUUUUAAAAUCUUAAAUACUCCAAAUAUUGUUUGCCAAUUUUGUGCAGUAUUAUUAAGAGAAGACCUAAUAAUCUGUGACCAGUUUGCACCAUGAUGAAAUAUUUGUUUUUGGGGUGAAUGAUCUCUUAGUUUUCAGUUGCUAGAUACUUUUGACUUCUGCUAUUUUCUUUCCUCCUGUUUGUUCCCUACCCUGCAAGUGUUCAUAUCUCGUACCUGGUUUUUUUUUUUUUUUUUUUUUCCCAUCAAAUGUUCCAGUUUUGCAAGUCUUUCUAUCCUGCAAACGUUGUUGUUUUUUUUUUUAGUAAUUUAAAAUCAAAUAAUUUUUCAGUUUUGUAAUUGUUUCAUUUCUGCAACUAUUUCAGUUCUGCGAAUGUUUCAGUUCUGCGAAUGUUUCAGUUCAGCAAAUAUUUCAGUUCAGCAAAUGCUUGUGUUGUGCAAAUGUUCCCAGUUAAUUAUUACACAAUUUCAGUGGAGUCUGUGUGAUGUUUUGAAAAAAAUAUUUUAAUGCAUUCAUCAAGUUACUCUUAAUCAAAGUUUCUAAAAACAUUUUUUUUUUUUUAAAUUGGACUACAUUUCGUAUGAUAUGGUUUUGAAUCUUUUAAUAUGUCCCCUUUUUUUUGUAUUGAGUACUGGCUGGCUGGGAUUAUAAUUAAGUGUAAAUGUUACACAAAACAUACCAUAAGCUUGAGAUUGUAUGAAAUUUUUAAAAAAAUCACUGAUCUCAUGGCUAGUGAGUUUUAUAUAAAUUCUAGAAGCCCUGAUGAGGUAAGCCUGUGUUAUAAACAUAGUCUUUUGAUAGUUCUGCUUGAAACAUAGUUUCUUUUACAACUCUGUCCAGGGGCCACAAACACUAUACAGGAUUGGGGCCCUCGUGUAUCUGUUCCCCAGACAAGCUCUGCAUAUGAAAUUUACCUCUUGGCCUACAAAUAUUCUGUCUCUUCAGUUUUGAAUUACAGCUCGUGAAGGUCAUUGGGCAUUAUAAAACCUGUUUUCUUUCCCUCCAGUUCUGUCCUGGAUGAAGGAGCCAGCCGAGACCGGCACCUGCACCCAGGACAGGCGUGCGCUACAACAGCUUGCUCUGACCUGACCUGGGGCCUAAUUCACUAAACGCUCCCAACUUUACGAUCUCGCAGUGCAAUGCUAAAAGACUUGCAAAGAGGAUGCUUUGUUGUCUAGCAGAGCCUAAGAGACAUUUGUGAAUGAGGCCCCAGACCUCCAGUUCUUGACUUUAAGGAUUGUUUUAUUGAUUGUUUGCAUUUCUGUUUCCUCACCCAACUAACAGUACUAAACAAAAAAAACUUGUGCUGCCCUGCAUCGUGUUCUUUGCUCUUUCCAUUUUCAUUUAAACUCAUUGAUCCUAGUUACUGAAUAUAAUUUUCACCUGUACCAUUAAUUUCUGUUUUUUGUUUACAGAAUGAAUUAACAAAUAUUGAGAUUCAUCAGAAUCACAAGUUGUACCAUUUAAUGAUCUCACAGGAUCAAGUAUACCUGUUCUUAUUACAAAUUAAUCACAGCUUAAUAUUUUUUUUGUGUUAAGUAUAUUUACUUUAGCUAUUUUUCAUUAAAUACAUUUUGAUUUAGCCACUGCAACACCAGGAUGAACGACCAGAAACACGCUGAAUUUGCCAAAAUUGAAAAUUUAAACAAAUAAGUUGCAAGUAAAAUGUGUAAUUCAACAGUUAAAAGCUGUAAGAGCUGCAAAUGUUUUCUAUUUAAUAACAAGUCAGUGACUUUAAAGCAUGAUUAUCACCUCCCCUCCCUCCCCCUCCCCCUCCCCCCCCCAGAACAUGAAUGUUACCCUCCUGCAUUUUUCUUCAGCUUUAAGUGAAUCUUAGUUGUGGGGGCUUUUGCCGAUUCCUUUGGGGUGAUGACGGGUGGGUGGGUGGGGGGGGGGGGACUGUGAUGCUAGAAACAUCCUGAUUUAUAUGGGGUGGUGGUGGAGGGGGGCCUGUGACCCUAUAGUCCAUCCCAUGGGAAAUGUCUUUUUCAUGCUAUGGAAUUUACUUUUAAGAAGUUAAGUUUUGAAACUAAACCUCUAAGGUACUGAACCUUCUGCCGGGUACUCAAUAUGCUCUUAAUUGCUAGCAUCCUCCCUCCCAUAUCACUUUACCUCUUUAAGACAUCCACUUCAUCCUUAUGCAAACUGGUUGUUUAUAGUGUUUAUGUAUCAGCAAUAUUUGUCUUAUCCUGUUUCGAAAAAGUAAUUUUAAUUGUUGAAAAUACUUGAAACAAGAACAUUUUAAAAGAUUUUAAAAAUUUAUCUUUUUGUCAUCUGUGAAACCAGAAUUAUAAAAAAUUUUAUACUCUUGGCAUCCUUCAUUAUUCUUAAUUUGAAAAACGGGCUCCUCUUAAUUCCUAUACAUCUAUUUCUCUACUCCCAGUGAAACAAUAUCUUCUCUUCUCCACUUCCCAGUCCUUGUCUGUCCAACCGUGGGUUUGUUGUGGUCAUUUCAACCAGUCCCCAUCAGCAAUACUGCAGGCAUACAUAUAAGUCUGGUCACUUUGAAUCCAUAUAUCAUUUCCUUUAUGGUAAUGAGUGCUUUUAAAUUCUUGGUUUAUCUAUACAGUACGCAAACCACAGUAAAGUCAACUAAGCAUCUACAAAGUCAACUAUACAUGGGUGGGCAGAUGACGUUUUCCACCCCUGUUCACUGAUUGACUGUGUGGGUAGUGCAGGGCACAGUAUUUUGUGUGAACUAUUCCGUUUGCAUGUUGAUUGAACAAAUUUAAAUCCAUGUAAGCUGCCAAUUGGUUUCAUGGUGAAUUACAGUUUUUUUAGAAUUAACAGUAUUCCAAAAUUUAAAAAACCCUGCUUCGAAACUUGAAAAAUACUAUAUUAUUUGGAAAAUCAAUUUGUUUAAAAUGUUCGGAAUGCCAGUAUUAUACAGUAGUACAUAUGUCACGAUCAGGUUACUCACUGGUUAUGUCUGUGUAAUUCUUGUAACCAAAUAAUAGGUUACCUAUGUAAAAAUCAAGCAAUUCAACUUCUGGUUACAUAAAAAUUUAGGAAAUGCUGUCCCUUUCAGUGUGACCUGAGUUAAUUUUAAUGUACAGGGUCUGACAUUAACGACGGCCUGAAAGGCCGUUGGGCCAGUUGUUUUUAUGUCAAGCUGGCCCAAACAGGCCACUGAAUACUCUAUCCUUAAACUUCCAAUAUCACAGUUGACAUAAUUAAAAAAACAGGCCACUGAAUACUCUAUCCUUAAACUUCUAAUAUCACAGUUGACACAUAAUAAAAAAAACAGGCCACUGAAUACUCUAUCCUUAAACUUCCAAUAUCACAGUUGACACAUAAUAAAAAAAAACAGGCCACUGAAUACUCAAGCCUUAAACUUCCAAUAUCACAGUUGACACAUAAUAAAAAAACCCCCAUAAUAUUAAUAAUAAAUAGUAUGACAAACCAGUAAUUACCCACUGUACAUGUAUGUUCAGUUUUGAUAAUUACCAACCACCAAUAAAAACAACUAUAGUUGGCUAGUUGACUUUUUUGUUGGGUCUCAUACUGGACACCUCGUGUAUGAAUGUUUGUGCUGGGCACGAAUGCAUGCCAAGGUUUUAACUAGUUUGCAUGUCGCUUUUCUUUCGACUAUUUCUCUCGACUGCCAUUUGUUACAGUUGACAAAUUGUGAAUCAUAAUGUUGUGUUUUUUUAUUUGUUCAUGCCAAAGUUUUGUCCAUAUCUGUCACAUAACAUCAAAUCAAAUUUUGUUUUGUUUUUUUGUUUAAUAUUUUUGUUUUUUUGUUUCAUAGCAUCAGAUGUUUGUAGCUGCCAAGUUGUUGAAUGAGAAUGCGUGUGUUAAGUUAAAUACUCCCAUGCUAGAGUCUACUAUUGAAAUCUAAACAUCAAACUCGCUCGGCACAAGUUAGGAAAUAUUUCUGCUGAACUAUUUCUUACUAUCUGUCCAAACAAAGCCAGGAUACUAUGAUAGGAUUUAAAAGUUUUUUAAAAUUAUAUAUAUAUUUUUUUUUUGGUCUGUCUGUAAUAGGCCAUUGUUAGCAAUAUAACUAAUUUGGUCCCUUGCUCUUGUACAUGUUGCUAAUGGGGAAAAAAAUGUAGCGGGUUUUCUCUCUAAGACGAUAUGUCAAAAUCACCAAAUGUUUGACAUUUGACAUCCAAUAGCUGAUGAUUAACAAAAUCACUGUGCUCUAGUGGUUUCGUUAAACAAGAUAAACUUUCAACUUUCUAAUAGGCGAUAAUUAAUAAAUCGGUGUGCUCCAGUGGUGUUGUUAAACAAAACAAACUUUAUAAUAGCUGAUGAUUCAUAAAUCAGUGUGCUCUAGUGGUGUUGUUAAAACAGUUGUUUGCUUUUGUACAAUUUAAUUUCAGUAGAUAAAUUUCAUAUAGAGAGGCUGAGCAUAUAAGAAAUCUGCAUCGUAAAAAGAAUGUUAUCAAGCAAAAUGGUGAAAGCUGAGUUCAGAAACAGUUGAUACUUUAUAUAUCUGAGCAAGUUUGUGAGAAAAAAAACCUCGAUCAUAAUAACUCCAUUGCUUUCUUAGCCCCUGUAGAGUUUUCUGGAUUUAUUUUUGUUCAAGAUCAUUGUUAUCAAGCAAAAUAGUGAAAGCUGAGCUCAGAAACAGUUGAUACUUUAUAUAUCUGAGCAAGUUUGUAAGAGAAAAACCCUCGGUCAUAAUAACUCCAUUGCUUUCUUAGCCCCUGUAGAGUUUUCUGGAUUUAUUUUUGUUCAAGAUCACUAUCAUCUCUGCAAAUUAAUUUACAACUUUUUCUUUAACUAUAAUGGUGAUCACACACAAGCUUGAUGUAAUUUGGUUUUUUGUUCAUCAAUACUGUAACCAAAAUGUGUCAGAAUUACCGCUGAUAUCCUAUAGCUAGUGAUUGAUAAAUCAGUGUGCUCUAGUGGUGUCUUAAACCAUUGCACACCAACAUUCGUGAUAUGGAAAGGAUAAAGCCAUUUUUUUAUUUAUUUUUUGUUUUUUCCAAUUUGGAAGUGAUGGCAGUACAUUGGAAAUGAUUAAAAGAAUAUAUUUCCACUACUAAGCCAAGUGAGUUUUGAUGAUUUUUGUGUGUGUGUGUGAGAGAGACUUACUGCAGGACCGGGAGAACAUGUACAUAGUGAAAGGCAAUGCGUGAGAAAGAUUUAAAAGGAUGGAUGGAUGGAUGGGUGUGCAUGUGAUGUGUAUUUAUUGCCAGUAGGUUUAAAACAGGAAUAUUUUGUACAUUUCUAUUUUACAUUUUAGAUUUUAUACAUCAUUUUUACAUUGUAAAUGCAAGUACCAGAUGGAAAAGUGGCAUCGUGAAUGCAUUUUUAACAUUUCAGAAAAGGUUAUCCAAGCAACUAAUAUUUAAGACGAGUUUUCUUGUAAUGUUUCAAGUAUUGCCUGAACCUGCAUACUUUUUAAAUACCGUAUAUAUGUAAGUGAACUUAGAGGUUUUAUGAAUCAAGCAGUGCUUGUAGUGCAUUAUUUACAGUUUUGAAAUGUAUUUUCUUUCGUCUUGUGUCCCAUUAUUUUUCACUGAAUUAGUGCAAUAUGGAACUGGCCAUUUCAUCUUCAGGGCAUUGGUAAGGUUUGCAGGAUGUUAUCACAGAACUGCAUUGCAUUGACUUUUAAAACCCCAACAACAAUGGUUUGAAAAAACAAAACAAACAUUACAAAACAACCAACAUGCCCAUAACACAAGAUUGUGUAAAGAAAAUAACAUUGAUUCACCAUCCCUAAAUUGGUUAAUCAUUUUUUACCCAUCUGUUCAUGUCUACCAAUUCAUUGACCAUCAUGUAUUCAUUCGCCAUCAAAAUCAUGAUCCAUAUAAUAGUCAUCAUGAUCCAUACAUUCACCAUCAUGAUCGAUACAAUUUUCAUCAUGAUCCAUAUAUUCACCAUCAUGAUCCAUACAAUUGUCAUGAUCCAUACAUUCACCAUCAUGAUCCAUGCAUUUAUCCAUCAUAACAGAAAAAUAAAAAUCUAACCAGACUAGGUCAUCAGCUUAAAAUACAGGGAAAAAACAUCAUUUAUGACAAUUGUGAAGGUAAAUGCAUCAAGCCCAACCUUUGCUGAUGUGAAAUGGUCAGUUUAAAUGUAUGUCUUUUAUAUUUGUGCAUUCUGUAUGUCGGUUUAUGUACAUUUCAGCAGUGCUGUGCAUGCAUUCUGUAUUUUAUAAAAAGUUAUUUACAUCAAUUCUUUUUAAAAAUUUAUGUUAAAUCUUCCUUUUUAAAAAUGUUUAAAUAUAACAUUUUACAGAGUAUUUUCUAUUAUAAUUAUAAUGUUAUGAUAAAUGAAGAAUCCCCAUUUCUGAAAUUACAAUACUCCUCAGUUUUGCCUACCAACAAUGAUGCCAUUAUUCAAACAAGCAGAACAGUGAACAUGGUAAUAUAUUUAAAAAUGCUAGUGUUUUUCGUUUGGUUUUAGAAGGGUGCAUUUUGUUUAUUUAAAGACUAAGUUAGUAAUCACAAAUUUGUAGGCAAGGCAGUUUUAUGAAUGAUCAUGACCUAUGUACUUAGCAUGAAACAGAAUUUAUGUUUUAGAAUCGACUUUUAUGAAAUCUGUUCAGGUUUUCAUACUUUCAAUUGUAAAUUUUCAUAUGUUUUUAACAUCUCAGGAAAUGUACAUGUACUCAGUCAUUCAGAUGUGUAUUUUGUGGAGCAAACAUUUACGAUUUUAAAAGAUUGUAUCCAUCCUAACUUCUUGUUACAUGUUUACAAGUUGGACUGGUGUGCAAGAGAAGAGUUGCUAGUUGUAACAGAUGUUUAAUUGCGAGUGAUGUUGAGAAAAUAGAACUGUACGACUGGUCCUGCUCUUUCAUUUUAUAGUGUGCGUAUGAAUGUGGGCUGCUUCGGCAGUGUUAAGAUACUGCUAUGUCAUUGUAGAAAUAUGUAAAUGUCAUACCAGAUUGUCAUAAUAAACUAACAAUAUUCAUAA